AAACCGCGUUACAAUUCUCCUGAGUUGUCAAAAUGCAAAGUAGUUAAUGAAUGAGAAAAAUGCGAUUUGUUUCGGUGAGCAUAACGGGUCGAAAGAGAGGAAUGGCGAGAGCAUAAGCAACAGCAAUACGUCAGGUAAAGAGAUUUGUGAAAAUGUGUAAUAAUAAAAUUCAAAGAACAUUUUUUACUUCACGUCGUUGCAAAUAAUUUUAAGAAAUCUCAUAACCGUACAAAACGUUGACCAAAAAAGAAGUUUGAAUAUUAUUUGCCGUAUUUGCUGUGCACUUUAUUAAAGUUUUUCAAUUCAAAUGUUUCUAUAAAAAAGUCACUGGCAACCGCUGUGAAAUUUUUGUUUUUUUUUUUUGGGGAUUUUUUAAAUAAACUGAUAACAUACGCACUGCUUAAAGAAAAUGAAUUGUUAACAGUUUGAGAAUAUAGUGUGGCUAAAAACAAAAAUAAAAAAUAAAAAAAAUAAAAAGAAAUUAUUAGACUACAUUUAGAUGCAAAAGUGCAUCAAAAAGCUGAAAAAAAAUUCAGUUUUAAUAUAAUACUAUAAUGUUCAAAACGCCAUUGUCGGCCACAACUACCUCAUCAAGUGGUGUAACAAAAAAGAUGGAAACCAGCUGUAAGAAGAUGACUAUUAUAUCCAAAGCCUUGUCAUCGGCAUCAUCUCGCCAGUUGACUGGCAAUCGUUUGUUUCAAAUAUAUUUGGAUAACUUUUUCAAAUUACCCAAAGAUAUUAAAAAUGAUAUAAUCUAUUGCCAGCGUGCCAUGAAGGCACAUAUCAAAGUGCAUCAAAUGGUCUUGGAUGUAUUUCAGCAACAACACGAUGCAGAUCCCCAACAAAAAAAACGUAUAUUAGACGAAUUAGAAGCUGAAAUUUGUGAAAUCAAUGCCGAGCAACAUUUCCUUUUUUUGCGUGUACGUCGCAUUAUUGAUGAAUUUCAUAAGACUCUUCAACAAAAUGGUAUACCAAUUGAUACCAUGGCCACCAAUAACAUGGUUGCAAAUGAGAUUGUGCCGCAUGUCAAUGAUAGUAAAAUAGAGAUUGUCCCGAUAACGGUACUUUUUCGCAGCAGCGAAGAACGUUUGAUUGAGAAGUACUUUGAAAUUCAAAAGGAGCAGAAACCAUGCGAAAUAAUUGAUUUGGAUGACGACGGUCCCAGCAGCAGCAGAAGCAAAUAUUCACCUAGCGCAGCUAAUGCUGCUAAUAGUGAGAGCUUAUUGUUGAACGGUCGUAAUGGCAAUUCUAAUGGACAAUCUCUACUUAAACCGAUGAGUCAACGCAUGUCAGUGGAUACUGCUACGGAUAUGCAACCCAAGAUAACCGCCGCCUUUUCUUUAUGUGAAAUUUAUAAUCAAGCUACUAAAAUUCAAGCGAUGGCUACUGCUGGUCCCUACGACACCAAUGAAAAACCUGUCGAAUUGCCCGUAUCAACGAAUGUCAAAAUGAGUCGUAUGAAUUUGCGUCAGGCUUUGAAAAGAGCUCAGGCCGCAGUUCGUGGUCCAAUGGUAACUCAGCGGAAUUUGACUAAUCCUCCUGCGUUGACGUCCAUACAAUCGGAGGUUUCCCCGCAGCCGCAACAACAGCAGCAGCCUAAACAAUCACAACAGCAAAAACAGCAGCAGCAACAACAACAAGCACAUCAACAACAGCAGCAGAAUUACCAACAGCAAAAACCUCCACAGCAACAGACCAAGAUAUCCACACCGGUUGAAUCGUCGGGCUUUUUAAAAAAAUCGCAAUCGACAAAAACUCGAAAUACUCGUAAUUCUGCAGCUGCUGCAACUUCUACCUUGAUUAAAACACCGGAGACUACUUCGUCAUCUGGUGAAGGUACACCAGAGCGAAGUUCCACACCACCGCAUAGCUCUUGGCCGGACGAAAUAGAAGAGACACGAACUAAAGUCGAGGAGUAUGGCCAAGAAAUGUUUUUAAGAAUCUUUCAUCUAUUCACGCCGGAAGUACACGCUCAGUUACAGCAAAGACGUUCGAAGCGCCGUAGACGUUGUGUACAAAACAAUGUAAGGUCACUAUAUCAUUAUGGGAAAAUUGAGCAUAACAUACCUCCUACCGUACCCGUAGAGCAAUCGGAUUCAAAAAAGAAACGUAAAGCUUUUUUACUAUCGCCGCAGGUUAAAAAAACUUUGCCUAACAAAAAGGCCAAACGACGCAGUGCUGAAAAGAUAGACGAUGCUGCUUAUGAGCGCUCUUUAGCUCCCCCUUCACGUUCUGUUUCCAGUUCUCCAGACGAUAAACGCGAUUGUAAUGAGUGCCUUAAAAGCGGUGGUAUUUUGGAACAAUGCGAUGCAUGUAAAUUCUUCUAUCAUCCGACUUGCCAUCACGAAGAGAAUGAUUGCGAAGAAAUAAAUCCAUUGAAGACUGAAGUGAAACUAUGCCCCACUUGUAGGAAAAUUCAAGAGCAAUUGUUAGAAAAGGAACUGAAAAAAAAUGAAAAUCUUGAGAAGAAAGCAAGAGAUUUGGAAUUGCAAUUAGCUAAGGAACGCGACCGUCACGACAUCUUGGAACGUACUGGCAAACAAUACAAAAUACAAAUGAAUACAUUGUUGAAGUUUGUUGAUUCCAUCAAGACGCUGCCAAAUGCGAUUGUUACCCGCCAGCCAAUUGUCGACAGCAAUAUUAUAACUUUGGACUAAAUUUUCAAUUAUCUUUUUCUUCUUUCUUCCCCAAUUUGGUUUAUUUCAUUAUUCAGCUUACGCCCUAACCAUUGAAAUAUAACAAAGAAGACGAUUGUUUAUUAUGCUAAUGAAUGAUAUUGAUUAAUAAUAUAG
Messenger RNA from Glossina fuscipes, 2792 nucleotides. It is a transcript of the gene Lint-1, whose product is annotated as putative mediator of RNA polymerase II transcription subunit 12. The transcript is spliced from 6 exons. The coding region runs from base 555 to 2657 and encodes 700 amino acids. The record is from RefSeq and is a predicted model, not a curated record. NCBI's taxonomy places the organism in Eukaryota, Metazoa, Arthropoda, Insecta, Diptera, Glossinidae.